Messenger RNA from Prorocentrum cordatum, 319 nucleotides. Lineage: Eukaryota; Dinophyceae; Prorocentrales; Prorocentraceae. The record is from the annotation of a GenBank genome assembly.
GGCAACGAACGCUUUUGAGUCUCCCAACGCGGCCCCCGACGUCGUGCACACGUGGCACAACAAGCGGAACGCGCAGAAGACCCACGUUGAUUGCAUUGCCGUUUCCGAGAACAUUGAUUCCGACAUUUCCGUGAAUGCCGAUGCGGACUUCAAGAGUGACCAUUGCCCAGUGACGGGGGUUUUAAAGAUGCAGGUGGCGGUGAAGGCGGCCGUCGUGAACUCGGAGUUCGACGCGCGCAGGGGCCGAUUCAGAUCUGCCGAACAACUGUCCGAGGGCAUCGCAGCUUCGAAGGUGAAAGAUUGGGCGCUCGUCGGCGAG